Messenger RNA from Cladocopium goreaui, 1266 nucleotides. The record is from the annotation of a GenBank genome assembly. NCBI's taxonomy places the organism in Eukaryota, Dinophyceae, Suessiales, Symbiodiniaceae.
GGGUGUGCUGGGCGUCCGUGCAAAAUGAAACGUCCAGCCAUGGCACCUUCGCCCAAGACGAAGACGAAGGCAGUUGUGGUGUCGCCUUCGGCGCCUCCCAGCCGUCGGUUGAAUUUCAAGCAGCCGGAGGGAAGCAGCGCCAAUGCCUCCAGCAGCCAAUCCUCACCAAUCUUUGUCACUGAGACUGGGACUCCGAUGGCAUUUUAUGUCCCGCCGUGCGACAAUGGUGGGGAACUCCGUCGUUUAAUCACUGCUGGUGGUGGCAAAGUGGCAGAAAAGUCCAGCAAAGACGUCAUCAAUCUGAUCCCAGAAGGCCUUCAGCAUAAAAAACUGCGAAAGCUUGAGGAUGCUAUCUCAUCUCGCUUUGUUGUGGACUGCAUGUCACGCAAGACUUUGCUGCAACUGUCGGACUACCGCUUAGCAAAGCCCCCUGGUGCUGGCACUGCAGCGAAUGUGGCUCCUGCGGCUCCGAAGGCAGCUGCGAAGGCAGCUGCGGCAGCUGCACCAGGAGCUGCACCUGCGCGCCGCGGACACCAGAAGCGAGAUAGGUUCACUGCAGAGGAUGAUGCUGCAAUGGUGGACUGGGUCAAGAAGAAUCCUUACUUGAGGACACAGGGGAAAGAGAUCUGGCAACGAGCUGUCACUGCCAAGGUAACAGGGCACUCCUGGCAGUCUAUGCAGACAGCUCUUGCCGCAUAUGUGUCGGAGUCGACUCUCCAGGAGAAACGCGAGGAAGAGAAACGCGAGGAACUUCGCAAAUCCUUAGCGAAUGGUGCUGCUGCUGCAGGGGCACCUGCAGCCGCUAGGAUGGGUCCUGGCCCCGCAGCAUUGGUAGCAGCAGCAGAUGAGGACUUCAUAGAGGACUUCUCUCAGCCUACAGCAAGUCCUAAGAGGAAGGCGCCAGAGGCAGAAACCCAGAGAAAGAGGCCCCAAUGGCGAAAGUCUUUGUCCUGCUGGCAAGUGCGCAAGGAGAAGAAAAGAGACAGAUUAGGAGCACCUGAAACUCCGGAGGUAGCAACUCCGAGGGAAUCUCGUGGUGUUGUAGCUGAAUCUCAGCCGGUCUCUGCAAAUGCUGAGGCCUCAUCCGCAAGGCCUGUGAAACGGCUGAAUUUGGAUCCUUUCGAAGGUGUUCCUGAGUGGAUUCUGGAGACUCAGGAUCUGGAGAGAGCUGCUGAUAUCUCGUUGCUGGUGUGACCCAGAUGUGAAACAGGACGGCACGAGGGGAUUUCGUGACUGUCGUCGCUCCAGCGCUGUUCAGACCCAAAA